This is a messenger RNA of Sinocyclocheilus rhinocerous, 2115 nucleotides long. Its product is annotated as PEX5-related protein-like. Gene Ontology annotation, biological process: protein import into peroxisome matrix, docking. The record is from RefSeq and is a predicted model, not a curated record. Lineage: Eukaryota; Metazoa; Chordata; Actinopteri; Cypriniformes; Cyprinidae. The coding region runs from base 30 to 1799 and encodes 589 amino acids. Gene Ontology annotation, molecular function: protein binding. The transcript has 13 exons. Gene Ontology annotation, cellular component: peroxisomal membrane; cytosol.
UGUAGGGGAAAGACUCUAGAGCGGUUGCUAUGGUGCUGAAGGAGCUACCAAGUAAGGCAUCCUCAGAUGGAAAACCCCUGCUCACCGUGACAACCAAGUUGUGUAGUGAGCAGCAAGAGAGCCGUCCGUUACUGAGCCCUUCUAUUGAUGAUUUCCAGAGUGAGAGCAAGAGUGAUACAUCCACACGGCCAGUCACCUCCAACACAGCAGCACUAGACUUGGUAGACUUGAGUGAACCUUAUGAGAGAAGGUGGAGCUGGGACAGAUGGAGUCCCCGUGGGUCUCGUAAGAAUGGUUUCUCUAAGAGUAGCCUUCACAAGAAGAAGACUGAAGAGACAGAGCUGAUCCAGGUGGAGACAGAGCCAUCAUCUCCCAGCCGUUUUAACAGCCGUUCUAACCCUGAAAGAGCCUCAUUAGAUUCAGUGAGCAACUCACCCUUGGCGAAAUGGGAGGAGGUGAGCCUUCACCCAGACAGUGCCUUGAAAGGAGGACGGAAGUGGAGAUAUGAGAGGAAGAGGUGCACCUCCAACCAUUCAUCUAGUGAGCUUUUGUGGUCUGCAGACUUUAAAACAGAUUUCUCUAACAGGCAUAGUACCCUGGAGCUCAGCAUUAGCACGGAGUCAGACCCUGGGCCGGCCCCUCAGCGGCAGAGGCCCCAGCUGGGCGGUACUUUACUGGGGAGACAACACUCAUUAGAGGAGGAGUUUGUUCGAGCCAAGGCUGCUGUGGAGUCAGACACUGAGUUCUGGAAUAAAAUGCAGGCAGAGUGGGAGGAGCUGGCACAGAGGAACUGGUUGGAGGAUGCUGACAGUGAAGGCCUGGUUCCACUCAACUUUUCACCCACUGAGAAGGGUUACUACGUCCAUUCCAGUAACCCUUACAAAGACUACACCAAUGCCUUUGAACAGGGGCUGCAGAAAUGCAGGGAUGGGGAUCUGAACAGUGCUGUACUACUGCUGGAGGCGUCCAUCUUACAAGACCCUCAAGACUCAGAGGCUUGGCAGGUUUUGGGUACCACACAAGCAGAGAAUGAGAAUGAGCAGGCAGCCAUUGUUUGUCUUCAGAGAUGCUUGGUGCUGCACCCAAACAAUCUGAAGUCCCUGAUGGCCCUGGCAGUGAGCCUGACCAACACAGGACAGCAACCAGAAGCCUGUGAGGCUCUCCACCGCUGGAUUAGAUACAACCCAAGAUACAGACAUCUACUCCAGGACCGCAGCCCUCUAGACGGUUCCCCACUGCCUCGCCGCAGAGGGUCCUCCAUAUCCCCCAUCUCCACUCUCGGAUGCUCUCAGCUGGUGGAGGUGUUGGAGCUGUAUCAGGAAGCAAUGCAGCAGAAUGCUGAAGGAGUGGACCCUGAUCUCCAGACAGGCCUUGGUGUGCUCUUCAACCUCAGCUCAGAGUUUGACAAAGCUGUCGACGCCUUUAAUGCUGCACUUUCUGUCCGACCUGAGGACUAUCUGCUGUGGAAUCGCCUCGGGGCCACACUGGCAAAUGGGGACCGCAGUGAGGAGGCAGUGGAGGCCUACACCAGAGCUCUGGAGCUCCAGCCAGGCUUCAUCCGUUCGAGAUACAACCUCGGCAUCAGCUGCAUCAACCUAGGGGCACAUAGGGAGGCAGUGAGGAACUUCCUGACAGCUCUGCACCAGCAAAGGAAGAGCAGGAGUCAUCAGGUGAUGUCCAGCAACAUCUGGGCAGCUCUGCGGAUUGCCCUCUCCCUCAUGAACCAACCAGAACUUUUCCAGGCAGCCAGCGUGGGAGAUCUGGACCUCCUAAUGAGGGCCUUUAACAUGGACAUGUGAUCAAACUUGGACCUGUGAAAUCUAUCAUUCACGUACAGUGGGCACAAAGUUAGGCUCAAAUGAAUAUGGGAUGUCAAUAUGAUAUGCACAGCUAAUUUUGUUGUAUUUAUGGGCAGCCUUUGCCUUCUUCAGAGGUCACUAAAGAGGGUGUUUAUAUUCUAUAGACCACAAACAGAAUAGGUGAUGGGUUUUGGAAGUAGAGGAAUAAAUGUCAAAGAGAGUGAGAGCAAAAGCACCUUUUUCUUGAUGUUAGUUAUAUUUUACUGUAAUAUUUUGAAGGUUAUCAGAAAACUUUGUAUACUUUAGAAAAAUUAAC